UUGCUUUUAUUACCUGACCCCCCCCUGACUCACCAUUAUCUCACCCUUCACAUCUGCCCCUCCCACUUGUAUUCUUUUAUAUUCAAUUUUACCUUAUUUUUAACUUGUUACUAUUAAUCUUUGCCUCAUUGUAUUUUUGUUAUGUUUUUGUAGUGUCUUUGAGCUCCUGUAAAAAGCACUAUACAAAUACAAUGUAUUAUUAUAUUGCACCCUCUUUACACUUACAAGCUAGAAGAAACUGUAGCAUUUAAAUUCAUAGUAGACCAAAUAAAUGCAACCACUUUAAAAUCAAAAUCACUGUUGAGCUAUCAUUAGUCUUUUUACUCAACGGUGGAGUUUUAUGAUUCACCCUCAAUUUGAGUGUCAGAACAAAAAUAAUCCCUCACAUCCACAAGUAUAAAAAAAUAUUACAGCUAAAUGAGCCGCAAACACAUUUGUUAGCUGAGCAGUAAUUUCUAUCUAAACUGAACAAAGUGUAUCCUUUCUAUUGUUGUUUAAGAACACCCUCCACUGUCAGUGAAGUGGUGAAUCAGAGCAGGGACGAGAACGAGAGAGAGAGAUAGAGAGAAACAAUUACCUGUGCUGCUGACUGGCGACCAUGGCAACAUCUCCUCAAAUUCCCAGAAAAAUAGUGAUGAAGGAUAAAGAAAUUAUCUAUGUACACAUACAGUACUGUUAUAGAAUCUGAAUUAUGUGUACUGUAGGAUUACACUAUAAAAAAAAUACAUAUUGGGCUCUUCUUUUGGGGCAUAAUUCAACAACUUCUACCUAUUUCUACCUCUGGCAAUCAAAAUACUAACAGUAAGAGCUGAUCACUAGUAUCUGACAUGUAAAUGAAGCCUUUUUCAGCCUGUGAGUGUCCCCUGCUCUCAGACUCAUGUUUUUUUUCCCUCUCCAAUAGAGUCCCAAAAUAAAGACAGAGAAACUAAUUUAGGAGGACCGGAGGUGUGCUUCAGCUGAUGGAUCCUUCAAUUACUGGGUUAACAGGGGCAGUAAUCAAUACUGCCAGCGAGGCAUUAAUGUCAAGGGGAAGCUGACCUUUUGUUUACAUCUAUAAUAUUUACACUCCAGGUUCAAGAGGUGGAAUGAAAGUCAGCCGCAGGCAUCAUAUUACAAUGCUGAGGCUAUUUAACAAUGAUUUAACCAGAUGUGUGGCCACAAAGUCCUCACAAAGCACCAACAAAGACACAAUUUGACUGAAAACAGAUCUCAGAUGUAUUUGGUAAAAAACUGUAAAAAAAUUGGUCAUCUACUUGACUUCCGGUUCGAGUGGACGCUGGCGCGUUUGGCUGCCGCUGCUCUCUGGUAAACUUUUAACUCUUUUAGCACUCUUCCGUGCUCUGGAGACCAGCCAUCAACAAAUGCUGUUCUCCCUGGGACUCUUACCCUACACACCAGACUUUGCUACCGGAGCUCUCACCGCCUUCUGUGUCUUGACGGGUAAGCUGAUCCUAGCCUGCCUGCUCGACCCGGCUCCGCGUCUCAUCCUCUCCGCCACACUACACCAUGUGGACCAGUAGGUUCUAUGGACCGGCUACUCUGGCUGUCGUGGUGUGGACUGCCCUGUCGCUCCUCCAUCUAUCCGUGGAAGGUCUGUUCCAAUACUCGGCGGCAGAGUUCCUCAGGCUCCGCUCCCAGAAGCCUGGAUCUCCACCGGCAGCUCUUCACCUCCACCCGGACAUCGCCCUCCUGCCUCGCCCGAGGUACAUCCACCGUGGGUCUCGGCGGACUCUCCAUUCUGGCAGCUCCAACGAGAUUACAUCUUUUUGGUCCUCCACUCGUCGCCCACAGAGAAACACCAGCCGGUCUGUGGACCACAGGGUGCUAGCCGACCUGGCUAGGUCGGCUAGCACUCCCCACAACACCACGAACGCCAACUUCGGUCUGCUCAACAUCAGAUCCCUCUCCGGUAAAGGACACCUCAUUCAUGAUAUCCUCAUUGACCGUAAGCUUGACUUCUUUUGCCUAAAUGAGACGUGGCAAGUCCCCGGUGAUUUUUCCCAGCUGAACGACUCCUCUCCGGCGGGGUUUGUGUACAUCUCCAAACCUUGCGAGUCGGGUCGUGGGGGAGGUCUCGCGAUAUUCUACCGCGAGAAGUGGAAGGUCCUACCUGUCUCUCUGCCUCCUCUCUCCUCACUUGAAUGCCUGGCGUGUCAGCUACCUGGACAUGUCCCCACAAUCAUUGCCACAAUAUACCGUCCUCCCAAACCUCACAGUGACUUUUUAAAUGAAUUCUCUGUCCUCCUUAAUCACCUCGCCACUCUCUCACCCAACAUUAUUCUGCUCGGUGACUUCAAUAUACACAUGGACAAUACUACCCUACCCCUUACCAUGGACUUCUCCUCACUACUCGACAGCUUUGGUUUUGAACAAUUUGCAGAUUUCCCCACACACAUCAAAGGCCAUACAAUAGAUUUAAUUUGCUGUUCAGGUCUCACCCCCUCCAACUGUACCGCCGACACAUUGCACAUUACAGACCACUCCCUCCUCUCAUUUAACACCACUCUCCAGCUCUCCAUCCCAAAACCCCGCAUCAUCUCAUACCGCAACAUUAAGAAUAUUAACCUGGACUCCCUCUCCUCCUCCAUCACUACCCUCACCCUGAACCCCACCUCCGCCCCUGAUGAUCUCGUCAUACAUUACAACAAUGGACUGUCCAACAUACUCAACUCCCUUGCUCCCGUCAAAUCCCGCUCUGUCUCCUUUACCCGGUCCGCACCUUGGUUCACCCCCCAUCUCCGUUCCAUGAAAUCCAAAAAUCGACAGCUAGAAAGACUUUACAGGAAAACCGGCCUCACCAUCCACAAAGACAUCUUAAUAACUCAGCUAUCCCACUACAAGGACUCCAUCUCCCAUGCAAAAUCACAGUACUAUUCUGGACUUAUCUGCUCCAAUGCUGGAAAUACCAAAUCUCUUUUCUCUGUCUACAACCAUAUCACUCAACCCCCGGACUGCUUUCCUCCCCACAUGUAUUCCUCAGACACCUGCGACUCCCUCCUCAGUUUCUUCAAUAGCAAAAUCACUAAAAUCCAUCAGAACCUGGGCUCCACAUCCCCACCACUUCCCUCAUCUGAACCUCUCCCUCCUUUACAACCUUUUUCCACCUUUCUACUCCCUAAUCCCUCAGAAAUCGCUGAUCUCAUUACCAAAUCCAAACCCUCAUCCUGCCAACUGGACCCCCUCCCCACUUCCCUGGUCAAAUCCUGUCUACCCUCUCUACUCCCCCUCAUCUCAGUCAUCAUCCACUCCUCACUGUCGACUGGAACUGUUCCCACCCCCUUCAAAACUGCAGCCAUCAGUCCUACCCUGAAAAAACCUGGUUCAGACCCCAACGACUUCAAUAACCUCCGCCCCAUUUCCCACCUCCCCUUCAUCUCCAAAAUUUUAGAAAAAACAGUUGCCUCUCAACUCCACACCCACCUCACCCACAAUAGCCUGUACGAACAGUUCCAGUCCGGUUUCCGCCCCCUCCAUAGCACUGAAACAGCCCUCAUCAAGAUCAUCAACGACCUCCUCAUGGCAGCUGACUCCGGUCUAAUCUCCAUCCUCAUCCUCCUUGAUCUGAGUGUGGCCUUUGAUACCAUCUCUCAUCCCAUCCUCCUCCAUAGACUCUCCUCCAUAGGCAUUUCUCACACCCCCCUUCUCUGGUUCCACUCAUACCUCACUGGCCGCACUCAGUUCAUCCAACUCAAAUCAUUCACCUCACAGCCCCUCCCCUGUCACUUCAGGUGUGCCCCAGGGUUCUGUCCUGGGGCCCCUCCUCUUCAUUAUUUAUCUCCUUCCCCUCGGCAGCAUCUUCCGCAAAUAUGGCAUCCACUUUCAUUGUUUCGCGGAUGACACCCAGCUCUACCUCUCCAGCAAACCCAACGCCUCUCUCCCACCCUCCUCCCUCACCCACUGCCUCUCAGAAAUUAAAUCCUGGUUCACAUCAAACUUCCUCAAACUCAACUCUGAUAAAACAGAACUCCUCCUGGUCGGUACUAAGUCCACUCUCUCCAAAACUAACAGUUUCUCCCUCACCAUAGAUAACUCCACAGUGUCCCCUUCCCCUCAGGUUAAGAGCCUGGGUGUCAUCCUCGACAGCUCACUAUCUUUCCACUCCCACAUCAAUAACAUCACCCGGUCUGCAUACUUCCAUCUACGAAACAUCAACCGUCUCCGCCCAUCACUCACUCCUCACACCACAGCUAUCCUAGUCCACAGUCUUGUCACCUCCCGUAUCCAUUAUUGCAACUCACUCCUCCUCGGUGUCCCUCACAAAUCCCUCCAUAAACUUCAACUUGUCCAAAACUCUGCAGCCCGUAUCAUCACCAGAACUCCCUCCUUCCACCACAUCACCCCUGUCCUUCAGCAGCUUCACUGGCUCCCUAUCCGGUCCAGAAUCCACUAUAAAAUCAUACUAUACACCUUCAAAGCCAUCCAUAACCUUGCCCCCCCUUACCUCUCCGAUCUCCUCCACAUCGCCACCCCCUCACGCUCCCUCAGAUCCUCCUCCUCCCUCCACCUUUCUGUCCCCUCUGCCCGACUUAGCACCAUGGGGAGCAGGGCUUUCAGUCGCUCUGCUCCCAAACUCUGGAACUCUCUCCCUCCGGAUCUCAGAAACAUGGACUCACUACCCCACUUCAAAUCAAAACUCAAAACACAUCUGUUCCAAAUUGCAUAUUCCCUCUAACUGUCCAUUUCCAUACAUGUAUAUUGUUUUUAUUUAUUUUAAAAGUGUUUUAACUGUGUUCUAAAUGCCUGUACAGUGUCCUUGGGUGUCCAGAAAGGCGCUUUUAAAUAAAAUGUAUUAUUAUAUUAUUAUCUACAUGCUCUGAAAGUGAAACCAAAACAUUUGGAGCUCCACCAUUUGACCAGUAAUAGUAAAGGUAAACAAAGCCUGCCUCCUGCCUACUGAAUUAUCCCUCAUGAUAAUUAAAGUUGUUGUUCUUCUUCUACAUACUCUUUUUUCUUCUUCUUCUCUAUUUCUUUUCUUCUUCUACUUCUUUUUCUUCUUCUUCUCUUCUUUUUCCUUCACUUCUUCUUUUUCUGCUGUGGCUACCCAAUCCUUUCCGCAAACACGAUUUGUACUGCGAAUGUGCGAAACGGAUGUCAUUUUCUCAACUAGCCAUCUUUGCGACACCUCAGCAAUUCUUUGCUCCUAGCGGUUUGUGACAGCUUUGACACUUGUUCGGCAGCCUAAGCAGCACAAGCGAGCCCGCUUCAGAGUGGAGGUUCCAAUUUAUCAACAGCUACAUGCCCCGACUGAAGCAGAGCCUCGGAAAGUCAGAAGAAUGGCGCCCAGUUUCACAAUUAAAGGUUUCUACCACUAGCUUAAUUUUUAAAAUUGACACGUAGUUAAAAAUGCUUGAAUGAAUGCGAAUAUUUUUAUUGUUGGAAUAAAUUGAAUUUCAUUCCCCUUUUAUUUUUUGCAACCAAACCUGUGUCAUGUCCUCAACAGCCCGCGACUUUUGACUUUGAGCCCAUUUCAACAGCCCGCGACUUUUGACUUUGAGCCCAUUUCAACAGCCUGCGACUUUUGACUUUGAGCCCAUUUCACAAGCCUGCGACUUUGGACUUUGAGCCCAUUUCAACAGCCCGUGACUUUUGACUUUGAGCCCAUUUCACAAGCCCGCGACUUUGGACUUUGAGCCCAUUUCAACAGCCCGUGACUUUUGACUUUGAGUCCAUUUCACAAGCCCGCGACUUUUGACUUUGAGCCCAUUUCACAAGCCUGCGACUUUUGACUUUGAACCCAUUUCAACAGCCCGCGACUUUUGACUUUGAGCCCAUUUCACAAGCCCGCGACUUUGGACUUUGAGCCCAUCUCACAAGCCUGCGACUUUUGACUGUGAGCCCAUUUCAAAAGCCCGCGACUUUUGACUUUGAGCCCAUUUCACAAGCCCGCGACUUUUGACUUAAAGCCCAUUUCAACAGCCCGCGACUUUUGACUUUGAGCCCAUUUCACAAGCCUGCGACUUUUGACUUUGAGUCCAUUUCACAAGCCCGCGACUUUGGACUUUGAGCCCAUUUCAACAGCCCGCGACUUUGGACUUUGAGCCCAUUUCACAAGCCUGCGACUUUUGACUUUGAGCCCAUUUCACAAGCCCGCGACUUUUGACUUUGAGCCCAUUUCACAAGCCUGCGACUUUUGACUUUGAGCCCAUUUCACAAGUCUGCGACUUUGGACUUUGAGCCCAUUUCAACAGCCCGCGACUUUGGACUUUGAGCCCAUUUCAAAAGCCCGUGACUUUUGACUUUGAGCCCAAUUCAACAGCCCGCGACUUUUGACUUUGAGCCCAUUUCACAAGCCUGCGACUUUCGACUUUGAGCCCAAUUCACAAGCCUGCGACUUUUGACUUUGAGCCCAUUUCAACAGCCUGCGACUUUUGACUUUGAGCCCAUUUCACAAGCCUGCGACUUUUGACUUUGAGCCCAUUUCAACAGCCCGUGACUUUUGACUUUGAGCCCAUUUCACAAGCCCGCGACUUAUGACUUUGUGCCCAUUUAAACAGCCCGCAACUUUUGACUUUGAGCCCAUUUCACAAGCCUGCGACUUUUGACUUUGAGCCCAUUUCACAAGCCUGCGACUUUGGACUUUGAGCCCAAUUCACAAGCCUGCGACUUUUGACUUUGAGCCCAUUUCACAAGCCUGCGACUUUUGACUUUGAGUCCAUUUCACAAGCCUGCGACUUUUGACUUUGAGCCCAUUUCACAAGCCUGCGACUUUUGACUUUGAGUUUAUUUCACAAGCCUGCGACUUUUGAAUUUGAGCCCAUUUUACAAGCCUGCGACUUUUGACUAUGAGCCCAUUUCACAAGCCUGCGACUUUUGAUUUUGAGCCCAUUUCACAAGCCCGCGACUUUUGACUUUGAGCCCAUUUCAAAAGCCCGCGACUUUUGACUUUGAGCCCAAUUCACAAGCCUGCGACUUUUGACUUUGAGUCCAUUUCACAAGCCCGCGACUUUGGACUUUGAGCCCAUUUCAACAGCCUGCGACUUUGGACUUUUAGCCCAUUUCACAAGCGUGCGACUUUUGACUUUGAGCCCAUUUCACAAGCCCGCGACUUUUGACUUUGAGUCCAUUUCAACAGCCUGCGACUUUUGACUUUGAGCCCAUUUCACAAGUCUGCGACUUUGACUUUGAGCCCAUUUCAACAGCCCGCGACUUUGGACUUUGAGCCCAUUUCAACAGCCCGUGACUUUUGACUUUGAGCCCAUUUCAACAGCCCGCGACUUUUGACUUUGAGCCCAUUUCACAAGCCUGCGACUUUCGACUUUGAGCCCAAUUCACAAGCCUGCGACUUUUGACUUUGAGCCCAUUUCAACAGCCUGCGACUUCUGACUUUGAGCCCAUUUCACGAGCCUGCGACUUUGGACUUUGAGCCCAUUUCAACAGCCCGUGACUUUUGACUUUGAGCCCAUUUCACAAGCCCGCGACUUAUGACCUUGAGCCCAUUUCAACAGCCCGCAACUUUUGACUUUGAGCCCAUUUCACAAGCCUGCGACUUUUGACUUUGAGCCCAUUUCACAAGCCUGCGACUUUUGACUUUGAGCCCAUUUCACAAGCCCGCGACUUAUGACUUUGAGCCCAUUUCAACAGCCCGCAACUUUUGACUUUGAGCCCAUUUCACAAGCCUGCGACUUUUGACUUUGAGCCAAUUUCACAAGCCUGCGACUUAUGACUUUGAGCCCAUUUCACAAGCCUGCGACUUUUGACUUUGAGCCCAUUUCACAAGCCUGCGACUUUUGACUUUGAGCCAAUUUCACAAGCCUGCGACUUAUGACUUUGAGCCCAUUUCACAAGCCUGCGACUUUUGACUUUGAGCCCAUUUCACAAGCCCGCGACUUUUGACUUUGAGUCCAUUUCACAAGCCUGCGACUUUUGACUUUGAGCCAAUUUCACAAGCCUGCGACUAUUGACUUUGAGCCCAUUUCACAAGCCUGCGACUUUUGACUUUGAGCCAAUUUCACAAGCCUGCGACAUUUGACUUUGAGCCCAUUUCACAAGCCUGCGACUUUUGACUUUGAGCCCAUUUCACAAGCCUGCGACUUUUGACUUUGAGCCCAUUUCACAAGCCUGCGACUUUUGACUUUGAGCCCAUUUCACAAGCCUGCGACUUUUGACUUUGAGCCCAUUUCAACAGCCCGCGACUUUUGACUUUGAGCCCAUUUCACAAGCCCGUGACUUUUGACUUUGAGCCCAUUUCACAAGCCUGCGACUUUUGACUUUGAGCCCAUUUCAACAGCCCGCGACUUUUGACUUUGAGCCCAUUUCAACAGCCCGCGACUUUUGACUUUGAGCCCAUUUCACAAGCACGCGACUUUUGACUUUGAGCCCAUUUCACAAGCCCGCGACUUUUGACUUUGAGCCCAUUUCACAAGCCCGCGACUUUUGACUUUUAGCCUAUUUCACAAGCCUGCGACUUUUGACUUUUAGCCCAUUUCACAAGCGUGCGACUUUUGACUUUGAGCCCAUUUCACAAGCCUGCGACUUUUGACUUUGAGCCCAUUUCAACAGCCUGCGACUUUUGACUUUGAGCCCAUUUCAACAGCCCGCGACUUUUGACUUUGAGCCCAUUUGGACAGCCUGCAACUUUCGACUUUGAGCCCAUUUCACAAGCCUGCGACUUUUGACUUUGAGCCCAUUUCAAAAGCCUGCGACUUUGGACUUUGAGCCCAUUUCACAAGCCUGCGACUUUUGACUCUUAGCCCAUUUGGACAGCCCGCGACUUUCGACUUUGAGCCCAUUUCAACAGCCCGCGACUUUUGACUUUGAGCCCAUUUCAACAGCCCGCGACUUUUGACUAUGAGCCCAUUUCACAAGCCUGCGACUUUUGACUUUGAGCCAAUUUCACAAGCCCGCGACUUUUGACUUUGAGCCCAUUUCAACAGCCUGCGACUUCUGACUUUGAGCCAAUUUCACAAUGCCUGCGACUUUGGACUUUGAGCCCAUUUCAACAGCCCGCGACUUUUGACUUUGAACCCAUUUCAACAGUCCGUGACUUUUGACUUUGAGCCCAUUUCAACAGCCCGCGACUUUUGACUUUGAGCCCAUUUCACAAGCCCGCGACUUUGGACUUUGAGCCCAUUUGACAAGCCUGCGACUUUUGACUUUGAGCCCAUUUCAACAGCCCCUGACUUUUGACUUUGAGCCCAUUUCAACAGCCUGCGACUUUUGACUUUGAGCCCAUUUCACAAGCCCGCGACUUAUGACUUUGAGCCCAUUUCAACAGCCCGCAACUUUUGACUUUGAGCCCAUUUCACAAGCCUGCGACUUUUGACUUUGAGCCCAUUUCACAAGCCUGCGACUUUUGACUUUGAGCCCAUUUCACAAGCCCGCGACUUAUGACUUUGAGCCCAUUUCACAAGCCCGCGACUUUGGACUUUGAGCCCAUUUGACAAGCCUGGGACUUUUGACUUUGAGCCCAUUUCAACAGCCCCUGACUUUUGACUUUGAGCCCAUUUCAACAGCCCGCGACUUUUGACUUUGAGCCCAUUUCACAAGCCCGCGACUUAUGACUUUGAGCCCAUUUCAACAGCCCGCAACUUUUGACUUUGAGCCCAUUUCACAAGCCUGCGACUUUUGACUUUGAGCCCAUUUCACAAGCCUGCGACUUUUGACUUUGAGCCCAUUUCACAAGCCCGCGACUUAUGACUUUGAGCCCAUUUCAACAGCCCGCAACUUUUGACUUUGAGCCCAUUUCACAAGCCUGCGACUUUUGACUUUGAGCCCAUUUCACAAGCCUGCGACUAUUGACUUUGAGCCCAUUUCACAAGCCUGCGACUUUUGACUUUGAGCCCAUUUCACAAGCCCGCGACUUUUGACUUUGAGCCCAUUUCACAAGCCUGUGACUUUUGACUUUGAGCCCAUUUCAACAGCCCGCGACUUUUGACUUUGAGCCCAUUUCACAAGCCUGCGACUUUUGACUUUGAGCCCAUUUCACAAGCCUGCGACUUUUGACUUUGAGCCAAUAUCACAAGCCUGCGACUUAUGACUUUGAGCCCAUUUCACAAGCCUGCGACUUUUGACUUUGAGCCCAUUUCACAAGCCUGCGACUUUUGACUUUGAGCCCAUUUCACAAGCCCGCGACUUAUGACUUUGAGCCCAUUUCAAAAGCCUGCGACUUUUGACUUUGAGCCCAUUUCACAAGCCUGCGACUUUUGACUUUGAGCCCAUUUCACAAGCCUGCGACUUUUGACUUUGAGCCCAUUUCACAAGCCUGCGACUUUUGACUUUGAGCCAAUUUCACAAGCCUGCGACUUUUGACUUUGAGCCCAUUUCACAAGCCUGCGACUUUUGACUUUGAGCCCAUUUCACAAGCCUGCGACUUUUGACUUUGAGUCCAUUUCACAAGCCUGCGACUUUUGACUUUGAGCCCAUUUCACAAGCCUGCGACUUUUGACUUUGAGCCCAUUUCAACAGCCCGCGACUUUUGACUUUGAGCCCAUUUCACAAGCCUGCGACUUUUGACUUUGAGCCCAUUUCACAAGCCUGCGACUUUUGACUUUGAGCCAAUUUCACAAGCCUGCGACUAUUGACUUUGAGCCCAUUUCACAAGCCUGCGACUUUUGACUUUGAGCCAAUUUCACAAGCCUGCGACAUUUGACUUUGAGCCCAUUUCACAAGCCUGCAACUUUUGACUUUGAGCCCAUUUCACAAGCCUGCGACUUCUGACUUUGAGCCCAUUUCACAAGCCUGCGACUUUUGACUUUGAGCCCAUUUCACAAGCCUGCGACUUUUGACUUUGGGCCCAUUUCAACAGCCCGCGACUUUUGACUUUGAGCCCAUUUCACAAGCCUGUGACUUUUGACUUUUAGCCCAUUUCACAAGCCUGCGACUUUUGACUUUGAGCCCAUUUCAACAGCCCGCGACUUUUGACUUUGAGCCCAUUUCAACAGCCCGCGACUUUGGACUUUGAGCCCAUUUCACAAGCCUGCGACUUUUGACUUUGAAUCCAUUUCAACAGCCCGCGACUUUUGACUUUGAGCCCAUUUCACAAGCCCGUGACUUUUGACUUUUAGCCCAUUUCACAAGCCUGCGACUUUUGACUUUUAGCCCAUUUCACAAGCGUGCGACUUUUGACUUUGAGCCCAUUUCACAAGCCUGCGACUUUUGACUUUGAGCCCAUUUCAACAGCCCGCGACUUUUGACUUUGAGCCCAUUUCAACAGCCCGCGACCUUUGACUUUGAGCCCAUUUCACAAGCCCGCGACUUUUGACUUUUAGCCCAUUUCACAAGCCUGCGACUUUUGACUUUUAGCCCAUUUCACAAGCGUGCGACUUUUGACUUUGAGCCCAUUUCACAAGCCUGCGACUUUUGACUUUGAGCCCAUUUCAACAGCCUGCGACUUUUGACUUUGAGCCCAUUUCAACAGCCCGCGACUUUUGACUUUGAGCCCAUUUGGACAGCCUGCAACUUUUGACUUUGAGCCCAUUUCACAAGCCCGCGACUUUGGACUUUGAGCCCAUUUGACAAGCCUGUGACUUUUGACUUUGAGCCCAUUUCAACAGCCCCUGACUUUUGACUUUGAGCCCAUUUCAACAGCCCGCGACUUUUGACUUUGAGCCCAUUUCACAAGCCUGCGACUUUUGACUUUGAGCCCAUUUGACAAGCCUGCGACUUUUGACUUUGAGCCCAUUUCAACAGCCCCUGACUUUUGACUUUGAGCCCAUUUCAACAGCCCGCGACUUUUGACUUUGAGCCCAUUUCACAAGCCUGCGACUUUUGACUUUGAGCCCAUUUUAACUGCCCGCGACUUUUGACUUUGAGCCCAUUUCACAAGCCUGCGACUUUUGACUUUGAGCCAUUUCAACAGCCCGCGACUUUUGACUUUGAGCCCAUUUCAACAGCCCGCGACUUUUGACUUUGAGCCCAUUUCACAAGCCUGCGACUUUUGACUUUGAGCCCAUUUUAACUGCCCGCGACUUUUGACUUUGAGCCCAUUUCACAAGCCUGCGACUUUUGACUUUGAGCCCAUUUCAACAGCCCCUGACUUUUGACUUUGAGCCCAUUUCAACAGCCCGCGACUUUUGACUUUGAGCCCAUUUCACAAGCCUGCGACUUUUUACUUUGAGCCCAUUUGACAAGCCUGCGACUUUUGACUUUGAGCCCAUUUCAACAGCCCCUGACUUUUGACUUUGAGCCCAUUUCAACAGCCCGCGACUUUUGACUUUGAGCCCAUUUCACAAGCCUGCGACUUUUGACUAUGCCCAUUUUAACUGCCCGCGACUUUUGACUUUGAGCCCAUUUCACAAGCCUGCGACUUUUGACUUUGAGCCAUUUCAACAGCCCGCGACUUUUGACUUUGAGCCCAUUUCAACAGCCCGCGACUUUUGACUUUGAGCCCAUUUCACAAGCCUGCGACUUUGGACUUUGAGCCCAUUUCAACAGCCCGCGACUUUUGACUUUGAGCCCAUUUCACAAGCCUGCGACUUUCGACUUUGAGCCCAUUUCACAAGCCUGCGACUUUUGACUUUGAGCCCAUUUCACAAGCCUGCGACUUUUGACUUUGAGCCAAUUUCACAAGCCUGCGACUUUUGACUUUGAGCCCAUUUCACAGGCCUGCGACUUUUGACUUUGAGCCCAUUUCACAAGCCCGCGACUUUUGACUUUGAGCCCAUUUCAACAGCCUGCGACUUCUGACUUUGAGCCCAUUUCACAAGCCUGCGACUUUGGACUUUGAGCCCAUUUCAACAGCCCGCGACUUUUGACUUUGAGCCCAUUUCAACAGCCCGUGACUUUUGACUUUGAGCCCAUUUCAACAGCCCGCGACUUUUGACUUUGAGCCCAUUUCACAAGCCUGCGACUUUUGACUUUGAGCCCAUUUGACAAGCUCGCGACUUUUGACUUUGAGCCCAUUUCAACAGCCCGUGACUUUUGACUUUGAGCCCAUUUCAACAGCCCGCGACUUUUGACUUUGAGCGCAUUUCACAAGCCCGCGACUUUUGACUUUUAGCCCAUUUCACAAGCCUGCGACUUUUGACUUUUAGCCCAUUUCACAAGCGUGCGACUUUUGACUUUGAGCCCAUUUCACAAGCCUGCGACUUUUGACUUUGAGCCCAUUUCAACAGCCUGCGACUUUUGACUUUGAGCCCAUUUCAACAGCCCGCGACCUUUGACUUUGAGCCCAUCUCAACAGCCCGUAACUUUUGACUUUGAGCCCAUUUCACAAGCCCGCGACUUUUGACUUUUAGCCUAUUUCACAAGCCUGCGACUUUUGACUUUUAGCCCAUUUCACAAGCGUGCGACUUUUGACUUUGAGCCAAUUUCACACGCCCGCGACUUUUGACUUUGAGCCCAUUUCAACAGCCCGCGACUUUUGACUUUGAGCCCAUUUCAACAGCCCGCGACUUUUGACUAUGAGCCCAUUUCACAAGCCUGCGACUUUUGACUUUGAGCCAAUUUCACAAGCCCGCGUCUUUUGACUUUGAGCCCAUUUCAACAGCCUGCGACUUCUGACUUUGAGCCAAUUUCACAAUGCCUGCGACUUUGGACUUUGAGCCCAUUUCAACAGCCCGCGACUUUUGACUUUGAACCCAUUUCAACAGCCCGUGACUUUUGACUUUGAGCCCAUUUCAACAGCCCGCGACUUUUGACUUUGAGCCCAUUUCACAAGCCCGCGACUUUGGACUUUGAGCCCAUUUGACAAGCCUGUGACUUUUGACUUUGAGCCCAUUUCAACAGCCCCUGACUUUUGACUUUGAGCCCAUUUCAACAGCCCGCGACUUUUGACUUUGAGCCCAUUUCACAAGCCUGCGACUUUUGACUUUUAGCCCAUUUCACAAGCCUGCGACUUUUGACUUUGAGCCCAUUUCAACAGCCCGCGACUUUUGACUUUGAGCCCAUUUCAACAGCCCGCGACUUUUGACUUUGAGCCCAUUUCACAAGCACGCGACUUUUGACUUUGAGCCCAUUUCAACAGCCCGCGACUUUUGACUUUGAGCCCAUCUCAACAGCCCGUAACUUUUGACUUUGAGCCCAUUUCACAAGCCCGCGACUUUUGACUUUUAGCCUAUUUCACAAGCCUGCGACUUUUGACUUUUAGCCCAUUUCACAAGCGUGCGACUUUUGACUUUGAGCCCAUUUCACAAGCCUGCGACUUUUGACUUUGAGCCCAUUUCAACAGCCCGCGACUUUUGACUUUGAGCCCAUUUCACAAGCCCGCGACUUUUGACUUUUAGCCUAUUUCACAAGCCUGCGACUUUUGACUUUUAGCCCAUUUCACAAGCGUGCGACUUUUGACUUUGAGCCCAUUUCACAAGCCUGCGACUUUUGACUUUGAGCCCAUUUCAACAGCCUGCGACUUUUGACUUUGAGCCCAUUUCAACAGCCCGCGACUUUUGACUUUGAGCCCAUUUGGACAGCCUGCAACUUUCGACUUUGAGCCCAUUUCACAAGCCUGCGACUUUUGACUUUGAGCCCAUUUCAAAAGCCUGCGACUUUGGACUUUGAGCCCAUUUCACAAGCCUGCGACUUUUGACUCUUAGCCCAUUUGGACAGCCCGCGACUUUCGACUUUGAGCCCAUUUCAACAGCCCGCGACUUUUGACUUUGAGCCCAUUUCAACAGCCCGCGACUUUUGACUAUGAGCCCAUUUCACAAGCCUGCGACUUUUGACUUUGAGCCCAUUUCACAAGCCCGCGACUUUUGACUUUGAGCCCAUUUCAACAGCCUGCGACUUCUGACUUUGAGCCAAUUUCACAAUGCCUGCGACUUUGGACUUUGAGCCCAUUUCAACAGCCCGCGACUUUUGACUUUGAGCCCAUUUCAACAGCCCGUGACUUUUGACUUUGAGCCCAUUUCAACAGCCCGCGACUUUUGACUUUGAGCCCAUUUCACAAGCCUGCGACUUUUGACUUUGAGCCCAUUUGACAAGCCUGCGACUUUUGACUUUGAGCCCAUUUCAACAGCCCGCGACUUUUGACUUUGAGCCCAUUUCACAAGCCUGCGACUUUUGACUUUGAGCCCAUUUGACAAGCUCGCGACUUUUGACUUUGAGCCCAUUUCACAAGCCCGCGACUUUUGACUUUGAGUCCAUUUCACAAGCCUGCGACUUUUGACUUUGAGCCCAUUUCAACAGCCCGCGACUUUUGACUUUGAGCCCAUUUCAACAGCCCGCGACUUUUGACUUUGAGCGCAUUUCACAAGCCCGCGACUUUUGACUUUUAGCCCAUUUCACAAGCCUGCGACUUUUGACUUUUAGCCCAUUUCACAAGCGUGCGACUUUUGACUUUGAGCCCAUUUCACAAGCCUGCGACUUUUGACUUUGAGCCCAUUUCAACAGCCUGCGACUUUUGACUUUGAGCCCAUUUCAACAGCCCGCGACUUUUGACUUUGAGCCCAUUUGGACAGCCUGCAACUUUCGACUUUGAGCCCAUUUCACAAGCCUGCGACUUUUGACUUUGAGCCCAUUUCAAAAGCCUGCGACUUUGGACUUUGAGCCCAUUUCACAAGCCUGCGACUUUUGACUCUUAGCCCAUUUGGACAGCCCGCGACUUUCGACUUUGAGCCCAUUUCACAGGCCUGCGACUUUUGACUUUGAGCCAAUUUCACAAGCCCGCGACUUUUGACUUUGAGCCCAUUUCAACAGCCCGCGACUUUUGACUUUGAGCCCAUUUCAACAGCCCGCGACUUUUGACUAUGAGCCCAUUUCACAAGCCUGCGACUUUUGACUUUGAGCCCAUUUCACAAGCCUGCGACUUUUGACUUUUAGCCCAUUUCACAAGCCUGCGACUUUUGACUUUGAGCCCAUUUCAACAGCCCGCGACUUUUGACUUUGAGACCAUUUCAACAGCCCGCGACUUUUGACUUUGAGCCCAUUUCACAAGCACGCGACUUUUGACUUUGAGCCCAUUUCAACAGCCCGCGACCUUUGACUUUGAGCCCAUCUCAACAGCCCGUAACUUUUGACUUUGAGCCCAUUUCACAAGCCCGCGACUUUUGACUUUUAGCCUAUUUCACAAGCCUGCGACUUUUGACUUUUAGCCCAUUUCACAAGCGUGCGACUUUUGACUUUGAGCCCAUUUCACAAGCCUGCGACUUUUGACUUUGAGCCCAUUUCAACAGCCCGCGACUUUUGACUUUGAGCCCAUUUCACAAGCCCGCGACUUUUGACUUUUAGCCUAUUUCACAAGCCUGCGACUUUUGACUUUUAGCCCAUUUCACAAGCGUGCGACUUUUGACUUUGAGCCCAUUUCACAAGCCUGCGACUUUUGACUUUGAGCCCAUUUCAACAGCCUGCGACUUUUGACUUUGAGCCCAUUUCAACAGCCCGCGACUUUUGACUUUGAGCCCAUUUGGACAGCCUGCAACUUUCGACUUUGAGCCCAUUUCACAAGCCUGCGACUUUUGACUUUGAGCCCAUUUCAAAAGCCUGCGACUUUGGACUUUGAGCCCAUUUCACAAGCCUGCGACUUUUGACUCUUAGCCCAUUUGGACAGCCCGCGACUUUCGACUUUGAGCCCAUUUCAACAGCCCGCGACUUUUGACUUUGAGCCCAUUUCAACAGCCCGCGACUUUUGACUAUGAGCCCAUUUCACAAGCCUGCGACUUUUGACUUUGAGCCAAUUUCACAAGCCCGCGACUUUUGACUUUGAGCCCAUUUCAACAGCCUGCGACUUCUGACUUUGAGCCAAUUUCACAAUGCCUGCGACUUUGGACUUUGAGCCCAUUUCAACAGCCCGCGACUUUUGACUUUGAGCCCAUUUCACAAGCCCGCGACUUUGGACUUUGAGCCCAUUUGACAAGCCUGCGACUUUUGACUUUGAGCCCAUUUCAACAGCCCCUGACUUUUGACUUUGAGCCCAUUUCAACAGCCCGCGACUUUUGACUUUGAGCCCAUUUCACAAGCCUGCGACUUUUGACUUUGAGCCCAUUUGACAAGCCUGCGACUUUUGACUUUGAGCCCAUUUCAACAGCCCCUGACUUUUGACUUUGAGCCCAUUUCAACAGCCCGCGACUUUUGACUUUGAGCCCAUUUCACAAGCCCGCGACUUUUGACUUUGAGCCCAUUUCACAAGCCCGCGACUUAUGACUUUGAGCCCAUUUCAACAGCCCGCUACUUUUGACUUUGAGCCCAUUUCACAAGCCUGCGACUUUUGACUUUGAGCCCAUUUCACAAGCCUGCGACUUUUGACUUUGAGCCCAUUUCAACAGCCCGCAACUUUUGACUUUGAGCCCAUUUCACAAGCCUGCGACUUUUGACUUUGAGCCCAUUUCACAAGCCUGCGACUAUUGACUUUGAGCCCAUUUCACAAGCCUGCGACUUUUGACUUUGAGCCCAUUUCACAAGCCCGCGACUUUUGACUUUGAGCCCAUUUCACAAGCCUGUGACUUUUGACUUUGAGCCCAUUUCAACAGCCCGCGACUUUUGACUUUGAGCCCAUUUCACAAGCCUGCGACUUUUGACUUUGAGCCCAUUUCACAAGCCUGCGACUUUUGACUUUGAGCCAAUUUCACAAGCCUGCGACUUAUGACUUUGAGCCCAUUUCACAAGCCUGCGACUUUUGACUUUGAGCCCAUUUCACAAGCCCGCGACUUUUGACUUUGAGUCCAUUUCACAAGCCUGCGACUUUUGACUUUGAGCCCAUUUCACAAGCCUGCGACUUUUGACUUUGAGCCCAUUUCACAAGCCUGCGACUUUUGACUUUGAGCCCAUUUGACAAGCCUGCGACUUUUGACUUUGAGCCAAUUUCACAAGCCUGCGACUUAUGACUUUGAGCCCAUUUCACAAGCCUGCGACUUUUGACUUUGAGCCAAUUUCACAAGCCUGCGACUAUUGACUUUGAGCCCAUUUCACAAGCCUGCGACUUUUUACUUUGAGCCAAUUUCACAAGCCUGCGACAUUUGACUUUGAGCCCAUUUGGACAGCCUGCAACUUUCGACUUUGAGCCCAUUUCACAAGCCUGCGACUUUUGACUUUGAGCCCAUUUCAAAAGCCUGCGACUUUGGACUUUGAGCCCAUUUCACAAGCCUGCGACUUUUGACUCAUAGCCCAUUUGGACAGCCCGCGACUUUCGACUUUGAGCCCAUUUCACAGGCCUGCGACUUUUGACUUUGAGCCAAUUUCACACGCCUGCGACUUUUGACUUUGAGCCCAUUUCACAAGCCCGCGACUUUUGACUUUGAGUCCAUUUCACAAGCCUGCGACUUUUGACUUUGAGCCCAUUUCACAAGCCUGCGACUUUUGACUUUGAGCCCAUUUCACAAGCCUGCGACUUUUGACUUUGAGCCCAUUUCACAAGCCUGCGACUUUUGACUUUGAGCCAAUUUCACAAGCCUGCGACUUAUGACUUUGAGCCCAUUUCACAAGCCUGCGACUUUUGACUUUGAGCCCAUUUCACAAGCCCGCGACUUUUGACUUUGAGUCCAUUUCACAAGCCUGCGACUUUUGACUUUGAGCCCAUUUCACAAGCCUGCGACUUUUGACUUUGAGCCCAUUUCACAAGCCUGCGACUUUUGACUUUGAGCCAAUUUCACAAGCCUGCGACUAUUGACUUUGAGCCCAUUUCACAAGCCUGCGACUUUUUACUUUGAGCCAAUUUCACAAGCCUGCGACAUUUGACUUUGAGCCCAUUUCACAAGCCUGCAACUUUUGACUUUGAGCCCAUUUCACAAGCCUGCGACUUCUGACUUUGAGCCCAUUUCACAAGCCUGCGACUUUUGACUUUGAGCCCAUUUCACAAGCCUGCGACUUUUGACUUUGAGCCCAUUUCAACAGCCCGCGACUUUUGACUUUGAGCCCAUUUCACAAGCCUGUGACUUUUGACUUUUAGCCCAUUUCACAAGCCUGCGACUUUUGACUUUGAGCCCAUUUCAACAGCCCGCGACUUUUGACUUUGAGCCCAUUUCAACAGCCCGCGACUUUUGACUUUGAGCCCAUUUCACAAGCACGCGACUUUUGACUUUGAGCCCAUUUCAACAGCCCGCGACUUUUGACUUUGAGCCCAUCUCAACAGCCUGUGACUUUUGACUUUGAGCCCAUUUCACAAGCCCGUUACUUUUGACUUUGAGCCCAUUUCAAAGGCCCGCGACUUUGGACUUUGAGCCCAUUUCACAAGCCUGCGACUUUUGACUUUGAGCCCAUUUCAACAGCCCGCGACUUUUGACUUUGAGCCCAUUUCACAAGCCCGUGACUUUUGACUUUUAGCCCAUUUCACAAGCCUGCGACUUUUGACUUUUAGCCCAUUUCACAAACGUGCGACUUUUGACUUUGAGCCCAUUUCACAAGCCUGCGACUUUUGACUUUGAGCCCAUUUCAACAGCCCGCGACUUUUGACUUUGAGCCCAUUUCAACAGCCCGCGACUUUUGACUUUGAGCCCAUUUCACAAGCCCGCGACUUUUGACUUUUAGCCCAUUUCACAAGCCUGCGACUUUUGACUUUUAGCCCAUUUCACAAGCGUGCAACUUUUGACUUUGAGCCCAUUUCACAAGCCUGCGACUUUUGACUUUGAGCCCAUUUCAACAGCCUGCGACUUUUGACUUUGAGCCAAUUUCACACGCCCGCGACUUUUGACUUUGAGCCCAUUUCAACAGCCCGCGACUUUUGACUUUGAGCCCAUUUCAACAGCCCGCGACUUUUGACUAUGAGCCCAUUUCACAAGCCUUCGACUUUUGACUUUGAGCCAAUUUCACAAGCCCGCGACUUUUGACUUUGAGCCCAUUUCAACAGCCUGCGACUUCUGACUUUGAGCCAAUUUCACAAUGCCUGCGACUUUGGACUUUGAGCCCAUUUCAACAGCCCGCGACUUUUGACUUUGAACCCAUUUCAACAGCCCGCGACUUUUGACUUUGAGCCCAUUUCAACAGCCAGCGACUUUUGACUUUGAGCCCAUUUCACAAGCCCGCGACUUUGGACUUUGAGCCCAUUUGACAAGCCUGUGACUUUUGACUUUGAGCCCAUUUCAACAGCCCCUGACUUUUGACUUUGAGCCCAUUUCAACAGCCCGCGACUUUUGACUUUGAGCCCAUUUCACAAGCCUGCGACUUUUGACUUUGAGCCCAUUUGACAAGCCUGCGACUUUUGACUUUGAGCCCAUUUCAACAGCCCCUGACUUUUGACUUUGAGCCCAUUUCAACAGCCCGCGACUUUUGACUUUGAGCCCAUUUCACAAGCCUGCGACUUUUGACUUUGAGCCCAUUUUAACUGCCCGCGACCUUUGACUUUGAGCCCAUCUCAACAGCCCGUAACUUUUGACUUUGAGCCCAUUUCACAAGCCCGCGACUUUUGACUUUUAGCCUAUUUCACAAGCCUGCGACUUUUGACUUUUAGCCCAUUUCACAAGCGUGCGACUUUUGACUUUGAGCCCAUUUCACAAGCCUGCGACUUUUGACUUUGAGCCCAUUUCAACAGCCCGCGACUUUUGACUUUGAGCCCAUUUCACAAGCCCGCGACUUUUGACUUUUAGCCUAUUUCACAAGCCUGCGACUUUUGACUUUUAGCCCAUUUCACAAGCGAGCGACUUUUGACUUUGAGCCCAUUUCACAAGCCUGCGACUUUUGACUUUGAGCCCAUUUCAACAGCCUGCGACUUUUGACUUUGAGCCCAUUUCAACAGCCCGCGACUUUUGACUUUGAGCCCAUUUGGACAGCCUGCAACUUUCGACUUUGAGCCCAUUUCACAAGCCUGCGACUUUUGACUUUGAGCCCAUUUCAAAAGCCUGCGACUUUGGACUUUGAGCCCAUUUCACAAGCCUGCGACUUUUGACUCUUAGCCCAUUUGGACAGCCCGCGACUUUCGACUUUGAGCCCAUUUCAACAGCCCGCGACUUUUGACUUUGAGCCCAUUUCAACAGCCCGCGACUUUUGACUAUGAGCCCAUUUCACAAGCCUGCGACUUUUGACUUUGAGCCAAUUUCACAAGCCCGCGACUUUUGACUUUGAGCCCAUUUCAACAGCCUGCGACUUCUGACUUUGAGCCAAUUUCACAAUGCCUGCGACUUUGGACUUUGAGCCCAUUUCAACAGCCCGCGACUUUUGACUUUGAGCCCAUUUCACAAGCCCGCGACUUUGGACUUUGAGCCCAUUUGACAAGCCUGCGACUUUUGACUUUGAGCCCAUUUCAACAGCCCCUGACUUUUGACUUUGAGCCCAUUUCAACAGCCCGCGACUUUUGACUUUGAGCCCAUUUCACAAGCCUGCGACUUUUGACUUUGAGCCCAUUUGACAAGCCUGCGACUUUUGACUUUGAGCCCAUUUCAACAGCCCCUGACUUUUGACUUUGAGCCCAUUUCAACAGCCCGCGACUUUUGACUUUGAGCCCAUUUCACAAGCCCGCGACUUUUGACUUUGAGCCCAUUUCACAAGCCCGCGACUUAUGACUUUGAGCCCAUUUCAACAGCCCGCAACUUUUGACUUUGAGCCCAUUUCACAAGCCUGCGACUUUUGACUUUGAGCCCAUUUCACAAGCCUGCGACUUUUGACUUUGAGCCCAUUUCAACAGCCCGCAACUUUUGACUUUGAGCCCAUUUCACAAGCCUGCGACUUUUGACUUUGAGCCCAUUUCACAAGCCUGCGACUAUUGACUUUGAGCCCAUUUCACAAGCCUGCGACUUUUGACUUUGAGCCCAUUUCACAAGCCCGCGACUUUUGACUUUGAGCCCAUUUCACAAGCCUGUGACUUUUGACUUUGAGCCCAUUUCAACAGCCCGCGACUUUUGACUUUGAGCCCAUUUCACAAGCCUGCGACUUUUGACUUUGAGCCCAUUUCACAAGCCUGCGACUUUUGACUUUGAGCCAAUUUCACAAGCCUGCGACUUAUGACUUUGAGCCCAUUUCACAAGCCUGCGACUUUUGACUUUGAGCCCAUUUCACAAGCCCGCGACUUUUGACUUUGAGUCCAUUUCACAAGCCUGCGACUUUUGACUUUGAGCCCAUUUCACAAGCCUGCGACUUUUGACUUUGAGCCCAUUUCACAAGCCUGCGACUUUUGACUUUGAGCCCAUUUGACAAGCCUGCGACUUUUGACUUUGAGCCAAUUUCACAAGCCUGCGACUUAUGACUUUGAGCCCAUUUCACAAGCCUGCGACUUUUGACUUUGAGCCAAUUUCACAAGCCUGCGACUAUUGACUUUGAGCCCAUUUCACAAGCCUGCGACUUUUUACUUUGAGCCAAUUUCACAAGCCUGCGACAUUUGACUUUGAGCCCAUUUGGACAGCCUGCAACUUUCGACUUUGAGCCCAUUUCACAAGCCUGCGACUUUUGACUUUGAGCCCAUUUCAAAAGCCUGCGACUUUGGACUUUGAGCCCAUUUCACAAGCCUGCGACUUUUGACUCUUAGCCCAUUUGGACAGCCCGCGACUUUCGACUUUGAGCCCAUUUCACAGGCCUGCGACUUUUGACUUUGAGCCAAUUUCACACGCCUGCGACUUUUGACUUUGAGCCCAUUUCACAAGCCCGCGACUUUUGACUUUGAGUCCAUUUCACAAGCCUGCGACUUUUGACUUUGAGCCCAUUUCACAAGCCUGCGACUUUUGACUUUGAGCCCAUUUCACAAGCCUGCGACUUUUGACUUUGAGCCCAUUUCACAAGCCUGCGACUUUUGACUUUGAGCCAAUUUCACAAGCCUGCGACUUAUGACUUUGAGCCCAUUUCACAAGCCUGCGACUUUUGACUUUGAGCCCAUUUCACAAGCCCGCGACUUUUGACUUUGAGUCCAUUUCACAAGCCUGCGACUUUUGACUUUGAGCCCAUUUCACAAGCCUGCGACUUUUGACUUUGAGCCCAUUUCACAAGCCUGCGACUUUUGACUUUGAGCCAAUUUCACAAGCCUGCGACUAUUGACUUUGAGCCCAUUUCACAAGCCUGCGACUUUUUACUUUGAGCCAAUUUCACAAGCCUGCGACAUUUGACUUUGAGCCCAUUUCACAAGCCUGCAACUUUUGACUUUGAGCCCAUUUCACAAGCCUGCGACUUCUGACUUUGAGCCCAUUUCACAAGCCUGCGACUUUUGACUUUGAGCCCAUUUCACAAGCCUGCGACUUUUGACUUUGAGCCCAUUUCAACAGCCCGCGACUUUUGACUUUGAGCCCAUUUCACAAGCCUGUGACUUUUGACUUUUAGCCCAUUUCACAAGCCUGCGACUUUUGACUUUGAGCCCAUUUCAACAGCCAGCGACUUUUGACUUUGAGCCCAUUUCAACAGCCCGCGACUUUUGACUUUGAGCCCAUUUCACAAGCACGCGACUUUUGACUUUGAGCCCAUUUCAACAGCCCGCGACUUUUGACUUUGAGCCCAUCUCAACAGCCUGUGACUUUUGACUUUGAGCCCAUUUCACAAGCCCGUUACUUUUGACUUUGAGCCCAUUUCAAAGGCCCGCGACUUUGGACUUUGAGCCCAUUUCACAAGCCUGCGACUUUUGACUUUGAGCCCAUUUCAACAGCCCGCGACUUUUGACUUUGAGCCCAUUUCACAAGCCCGUGACUUUUGACUUUUAGCCCAUUUCACAAGCCUGCGACUUUUGACUUUUAGCCCAUUUCACAAGCGUGCGACUUUUGACUUUGAGCCCAUUUCACAAGCCUGCGACUUUUGACUUUGAGCCCAUUUCAACAGCCCGCGACUUUUGACUUUGAGCCCAUUUCAACAGCCCGCGACUUUUGACUUUGAGCCCAUUUCACAAGCCCGCGACUUUUGACUUUUAGCCCAUUUCACAAGCCUGCGACUUUUGACUUUUAGCCCAUUUCACAAGCGUGCAACUUUUGACUUUGAGCCCAUUUCACAAGCCUGCGACUUUUGACUUUGAGCCCAUUUCAACAGCCUAUGACUUUUGACUUUGAGCCAAUUUCACACGCCCGCGACUUUUGACUUUGAGCCCAUUUCAACAGCCCGCGACUUUUGACUUUGAGCCCAUUUCAACAGCCCGCGACUUUUGACUAUGAGCCCAUUUCACAAGCCUGCGACUUUUGACUUUGAGCCAAUUUCACAAGCCCGCGACUUUUGACUUUGAGCCCAUUUCAACAGCCUGCGACUUCUGACUUUGAGCCAAUUUCACAAUGCCUGCGACUUUGGACUUUGAGCCCAUUUCAACAGCCCGCGACUUUUGACUUUGAACCCAUUUCAACAGCCCGUGACUUUUGACUUUGAGCCCAUUUCAACAGCCCGCGACUUUUGACUUUGAGCCCAUUUCACAAGCCCGCGACUUUGGACUUUGAGCCCAUUUGACAAGCCUGUGACUUUUGACUUUGAGCCCAUUUCAACAGCCCCUGACUUUUGACUUUGAGCCCAUUUCAACAGCCCGCGACUUUUGACUUUGAGCCCAUUUCACAAGCCUGCGACUUUUGACUUUGAGCCCAUUUGACAAGCCUGCGACUUUUGACUUUGAGCCCAUUUCAACAGCCCCUGACUUUUGACUUUGAGCCCAUUUCAACAGCCCGCGACUUUUGACUUUGAGCCCAUUUCACAAGCCUGCGACUUUUGACUUUGAGCCCAUUUUAACUGCCCGCGACUUUUGACUUUGAGCCCAUUUCACAAGCCUGCGACUUUUGACUUUGAGCCAUUUCAACAGCCCGCGACUUUUGACUUUGAGCCCAUUUCAACAGCCCGCGACUUUUGACUUUGAGCCCAUUUCACAAGCCUGCGACUUUUGACUUUGAGCCCAUUUUAACUGCCCGCGACUUUUGACUUUUAGCCCAUUUCACAAGCCUGCGACUUUUGACUUUGAGCCCAUUUCAACAGCCCCUGACUUUUGACUUUGAGCCCAUUUCAACAGCCCGCGACUUUUGACUUUGAGCCCAUUUCACAAGCCUGCGACUUUUUACUUUGAGCCCAUUUGACAAGCCUGCGACUUUUGACUUUGAGCCCAUUUCAACAGCCCCUGACUUUUGACUUUGAGCCCAUUUCAACAGCCCGCGACUUUUGACUUUGAGCCCAUUUCACAAGCCUGCGACUUUUGACUAUGCCCAUUUUAACUGCCCGCGACUUUUGACUUUGAGCCCAUUUCAACAGCCUGCGACUUUUGACUUUGAGCCCAUUUCAACAGCCCGCGACUUUUGACUUUGAGCCCAUUUCACAAGCCUGCGACUUUUGACUUUGAGCCCAUUUGACAAGCUCGCGACUUUUGACUUUGAGCCCAUUUCACAAGCCCGCGACUUUUGACUUUGAGUCCAUUUCACAAGCCUGCGACUUUUGACUUUGAGCCCAUUUCAACAGCCCGCGACUUUUGACUUUGAGCCCAUUUCACAAGCCCGCGACUUUUGACUUUGAGCCCAUUUCAACAGCCUGCGACUUUUGACUUUGAGCCCAUUUCAACAGCCCGCGACUUUUGACUUUUAGCCCAUUUCACAAGCCUGCGACUUUUGACUUUGAGCCCAUUUGACAAGCUCGCGACUUUUGACUUUGAGCCCAUUUCACAAGCCUGCGACUUUUGACUUUGAGCCCAUUUCAACAGCCUGCGACUUUUGACUUUGAGCCCAUUUCAACAGCCCGCGACUUUUGACUUUGAGCCCAUUUCAACAGCCCGCGACUUUUGACUUUGAGCCCAUUUCACAAGCCUGCGACUUUUGACUUUGAGCCCAUUUCACAAGCUUGCGACUUUUGACUUUUAGCCCAUUUCACAAGCCUACGACUUUUGACUUUGAGCCCAUUUCACAAGCCUGCGACUUUUGACUUUGAGCCCAUUUCACAAGCCUGCGACUUUUGACUUUGAGCCCAUUUCACAAGCCCGCGACUUUGGACUUUGAGCCCAUUUCACAAGCCUGCGACUUUUGACUUUGAGCCCAUUUCAACAGCCCGCGACUUUUGACUUUGAGCCCAUUUCACAAGCCUGUGACUUUUGACUUUGAGCCCAUUUCACAAGCCUGCGACUUUUGACUUUGAGCCCAUUUCACAAGCGUGCGACUUUUGACUUUGAGCCCAUUUCACAAGCCUGCGACUUUUGACUUUGAGCCCAUUUCAACAGCCUGCGACUUUUGACUUUGAGCCCAUUUCAACAGCCCGCGACUUUUGACUUUGAGCCCAUUUCACAAGCCCGCGACUUUUGACUUUGAGCCCAUUUCACAAGCCUGCGACUUUUGACUUUGAGCCCAUUUCAAAAGCCUGCGACUUUUGACUUUGAACCCAUUUCACAAGCCUGCGACUUUUGACUCUUAGCCCAUUUGGACAGCCCGCGACUUUCGACUUUGAGCCCAUUUCACAGGCCUGCGACUUUUGACUUUGAGCCAAUUUCACAAGCCCGCGACUUUUGACUUUGAGCCCAUUUCAACAGCCCACGACUUUUGACUUUGAGCCCAUUUCAACAGCCCGCGACUUUUGACUUUGAGCCCAUUUCACAAGCCUGUGACUUUUGACUUUUAGCCCAUUUCACAAGCCUGCGACUUUUGACUUUGAGCCCAUUUCAACAGCCCGCGACUUUUGACUUUGAGCCCAUUUCACAAGCCUGCGACUUUUGACUUUGAGCCAAUUUCACAAGCCCGCGACUUUUGACUUUGAGCCCAUUUCAACAGCCUGCGACUUCUGACUUUGAGCCAAUUUCACAAGCCUGCGACUUUUGACUUUGAGCCCAUUUCACAAGCCUGCGACUUUUGACUUUGAGUCCAUUUCACAAGCCUGCGACUUUUGACUUUGAGCCCAUUUCACAAGCCCGCGACUUUUGACUUUGAGUCCAUUUCACAAGCCUGCGACUUUUGACUUUGAGCCCAUUUCAACAGCCCGCGACUUUGGACUUUGAGCCCAUUUCAACAGCCCACGACUUUUGACUUUGAGCCCAUUUCAACAGCCCGCGACUUUUGACUUUGAGCCCAUUUCACAAGCCUGCGACUUUUGACUUUGAGCCAAUUUCACAAGCCCGCGACUUUUGACUUUGAGCCCAUUUCAACAGCCUGCGACUUCUGACUUUGAGCCAAUUUCACAAGCCUGCGACUUUUGACUUUGAGCCCAUUUCACAAGCCUGCGACUUUUGACUUUGAGUCCAUUUCACAAGCCUGCGACUUUUGACUCUUAGCCCAUUUGGACAGCCCGCGACUUUCGACUUUGAGCCCAUUUCACAGGCCUGCGACUUUUGACUUUGAGCCAAUUUCACAAGCCCGCGACUUUUGACUUUGAGCCCAUUUCAACAGCCCACGACUUUUGACUUUGAGCCCAUUUCAACAGCCCGCGACUUUUGACUUUGAGCCCAUUUCACAAGCCUGCGACUUUUGACUUUGAGCCAAUUUCACAAGCCCGCGACUUUUGACUUUGAGCCCAUUUCAACAGCCUGCGACUUCUGACUUUGAGCCCUUUUCACAAGCCUGCGACUUUUGACUUUGAGCCCAUUUCACAAGCCUGCGACUUUUGACUUUGAGUCCAUUUCACAAGCCUGCGACUUUUGACUUUGAGCCCAUUUCACAAGCCCGCGACUUUUGACUUUGAGUCCAUUUCACAAGCCUGCGACUUUUGACUUUGAGCCCAUUUCAACAGCCCGCGACUUUGGACUUUGAGCCCAUUUUAACAGCCCACGACUUUGGACUCUGAGCUCAUUUCACAAGCCUGCGACUUUUGAAUUUGAGCCCAUUUCACAAGCCCGCGACUUUUGACUUUCAGCCCACUUAAACCUAAACCUAAUGUGAGAAAAAUAUAAUUUAGCACCACGGCUUAAUAAUGAUAGCGUGAGUUGCAGUCAUUUUAAACACAUACCGUCAGAAAGUUGAAUGAACCUCACGAGGGCGAGGGAACGAGGCACCCACAGCGCCACAGAACAAUCAACGGCCACUCAGCUGAUCAACCCAAGCUGUGUGGGGAUGCAGGAACACACACUCUGGGUCCCGCAACUGGUUCAAUGCAGGAGAGAGAAGACACAGUGAGGAACUGUUGGAGACAAAAGCCAACCCUGACGGCAACCGCAAAACUUUUAAAGCGAUACAAUAAAGUAUGUGAUUAACAUACCAAGAGCAGCGAACUGAGCACACAGCACAAUCAGGCAGCAAGACGAUCAGGUACGGUGACCAGGUGUUGUGAUUACGGGGAGAGCAGAGCUGACAAGAGCUCUGAGCAGAGGGAGAGGGCUCCCAGGGAGCAAGCACCCACAUUUAAAGACUAUGCCCCCUGAAGGCAUAGGCCGAGACUGCAGCCUAAUCAAGGUACAGCUGGGCUGUCGGCCCAUACUGCCACGUAAAGAUGACAACCAGUGUUCCUAUGAAGUAGAUCCUUCGCUUAAGAAGGCUGAGCACCAGUGACACUGAAGUGAAAAGGUUGUCUGCAAACAAAUUGUGUCUCUUUGUGCUGACUUACAUUUAACAUACACUUAUAUUUCAAUACAUAUUUAUUAAUUAGUUUAAAGAAUUUCUAAUGGUAUUUUUUGUUCAUAUUUGUUUAAAUAUUCUUUGACUUCACCUUCUUAAAAUAUAUUGAUUAAAAAUUCUUAAAUGGGUUUCAGUCUACCCUCC
Xyrichtys novacula (pearly razorfish) is the source of this 28334-nucleotide messenger RNA. The record is from the annotation of a GenBank genome assembly. Lineage: Eukaryota; Metazoa; Chordata; Actinopteri; Labriformes; Labridae.